This is a messenger RNA of Akanthomyces muscarius, 645 nucleotides long. RefSeq lists its product as uncharacterized. Lineage: Eukaryota; Fungi; Ascomycota; Sordariomycetes; Hypocreales; Cordycipitaceae. Gene Ontology annotation, biological process: mycotoxin biosynthetic process. The transcript has 5 exons. The record is from RefSeq and is a predicted model, not a curated record. Bases 1 to 645 code for a protein of 214 amino acids.
AUGGGAAUCCUGCUUGGCAGAAGCUGGUUAAGCGCGAAGAAGCGGUAUCUAUACUGUGAGCUACGGGACCUGCGCUCUAUUGCAAAAGAUGCUGAUACAACGGUAAUUACAGCUCCUGCCAACGAAGCCGUGGAAUAUUAUAUUGGCGAGUUCACGGACGGCAACGAUCCCCACGGCAAGUAUGUCGGGAAACCUCGGCCCUCGCUCGAGAAGGCUUGGCAGGAUCUACUAGGGCCAAUGAAUGUGCGACUAUCGUUGGAUGAGGUUCGAGCGUUUGAUCGUGAGGCGACAGCCGUUGGGAUGUCAGACGGCAGUGGCUACCUGGGCACGCUGAAUGUGUACCAUGAGCUACAUUGCGUGAGAUGGCUUCACAAAUACGUCUACCAAGACGAGUACUGGCCUGGGUUGAGCGACGAGCAGCGAGAAAAGAACAAGAUCCACAGCAACAGGCUCAAGCCCGGCGCAAACGGCACAGGCCAUACCUGCGCCAACUGGGACAGGAUAGCGCAAUGGACCAAGGGCAGGACUGUAGACAUGUACAAGCCAGGACUUAUUAUUCAUCCGCAGCUUGGACCGGCAUAUCCCGAAGGACAGAAUGAUAAAGAACAUAUUAACGGAGCGUUACACGAGCAUGGAAGCGGGUAA